This is a messenger RNA of Sorghum bicolor (sorghum), 1477 nucleotides long. Its product is annotated as heavy metal-associated isoprenylated plant protein 39. The record is from RefSeq and is a predicted model, not a curated record. Gene Ontology annotation, molecular function: metal ion binding. Bases 545 to 1228 code for a protein of 227 amino acids. The transcript is spliced from 3 exons. Lineage: Eukaryota; Viridiplantae; Streptophyta; Magnoliopsida; Poales; Poaceae.
GGAAUCCCACGCACCGUCCCAGGUCUGUCACACAGCAACUGCCAACGCCAACGAGAAGGCAGGCAGGCACCCGGCGGCGCCGGGGUCCAGGCCCGAGCUGCCCAUCGAGAGCAGAGCACCCCGACCUGCUAGCCCUGAUACUGUGAUACAGGAGCACGGAGUACCACCCCACACACACACACACACCAGGCAGGCAGUGUGUGUGUGUCACAGGUGAGGUUGAGACCUGCCACCCGCCGCCACUAGCACUAGCCAGUCCGGUUGUCUGUCCUUGUAGUCUCCUCUGUUUCUGUACCACAGCCGGGCGCCGGCCACUGCUCACUCCGCUUCACACUAACGCUACCGCAGCCGCUGCUAUUUAGUGCCGCCCUGCGCCUCCCACUCUCGAAUUCCCUUUGCCUCUCGCGCGUCGUCCUCGCGUGUCGCGGCACACGCUCGCCUAACUUCCCUUCCUCUUCCUGUGAGACUGUGACCUCCUCCACUCCUCACUCCCUCCCUGCUCGUCUUCUCUUCUCGGCCGUCGCCUGACCCGCCGCGUCGAGACAUGUCCAACUCCAAGAAAAUCGUGGUGAAGCUGGACUUGCAUGACAACAAGGACAAGCAGAAGGCGCUCAAGGCCGUCUCCGUGCUCGUCGGCAUCGACGCCAUAUCGGUGGACAUGGCGGCGCACAAGAUGACGGUGAUCGGGACGGUGGACCCGGUGCAGGUGGUGAGCAAGCUGCGCAGCAAGUCGUGGGCGGCGCACCUCGACUCCAUCGGCCCGGCCAAGGAGCCCGAGAAGAAGGAGGAGAAGAAGGAGGAGAAGAAAGAGGAGAAGAAGGACGGCGACGGGAAGAAGGAGGAAGGGGACGGCAAGAAGGACGGCGGCGACGGGAAGAAGGAGGAAGGCGGCGAGGGAAAGAAGGAGGAAGCAGGUGAUGGCAAGAAGGACGGCGGCGAGGGAAAGAAGGAGGACGGAGAUGGCAAGAAGGAGGAGGACGGCAAGAAGGAGGAAGGCAAGAAGGAGGACGAGAAGAAGCCCGCCGCGGUGGCCCCUCCAUGGAUGCACCACCAGCACCAGCUGCCGCCGCAGUACAUGCACAUGCUCACCGCCGACUACAUGAACCAGUACCACCGCCCCCCGCCACCGCCGCCGGUGUACCACCCGUACGUGCCGCCGCAGCCGCAGUACUACUACAUGCGCAACAUGAGCAUGGAGGAGAACCCCAACUCCUGCGCCAUCUGCUGAUCGAAUCCCGACGGAGACGCAAUCCCCGCCGCCGCCGCCGCCGUCCGGCCGCUUUUCUCGCGCUGCAUGAGGCCCUCGCGCGCGAAAACGUAGUACGUAUUACGUGUCCUGUCCCGUCCAUCCAUGUGUACAUCCGUCGUGUAGCCGUGUUAUUAUUAUGAGAUGAUGAGAAGACAGACGAAUCAAAAUACUACUACUAGCUUUAUAUUUUGCGACUCAAAACUUUAGCUGCCACGGCCAGUUCGUGAA